GGACGGGUGGUGAAGGCCGCGAACGAAGAGAACGCCAGGCUACGUUCCCAUCGUCCCCCCUUUGCGGCCGUGCGCAUUCCCCGCGGAUCUUCCCUUCCGUUGCGCUCUCUCAUUCCGACAGGUUGUCGCAGUCAUGUUUUGCCUUCCUAUUCCCUUUCUCUUAUUUAUAUAUACACCCCGUCCCCCUUCUCCAACCUUUGCUCCUCCCAGCCUCCGCCUGCUGCUCUUCUCUUCGUAUUUCUUCUUCAUACAUUCUUCUCGUCCAAAGCUUUACUUGUUCACCGGCCAUUCUCCCCUUGAUGGGGGAGGGAAAAGACAGCAGCGGUGGCAGUGGGCAUGGAGCCAUGCACGCCAACGUGCCGAUGCCGCACUCGGACCCGCUCAUUCACCAUUCGUCAGCUGACGAUGACUACUACGCGCGGCACAGCAGCUCCUCGGCCACCGCCAGCUCCGGGUACUACUCGGACCACCCCACGGCCGCGAGCGGUGACAGCUCCCCCUUCGUCAUGUCCCCCUGGCACCAGAGCGCCCCUUAUCCGCCCUGCGACCCCGCCUCCGCUGACGCCGCCGCGCUUCCCUGCACGGGGCUCAUAGGCUCCCUGGUGCGGGAGGAGGGCCAUAUCUACUCGCUCGCCGCCAUCGGCGACCUCCUCUACACGGGCUCCGAUAGCAAGAACAUCCGCGUGUGGAAGAACCAGAAGGACUUCGCCGGGUUCAAGUCUAGCAGCGGGCUUGUCAAGGCCAUCGUCAUCGCGGCCGACCGCAUAUUCACCGGACACCAGGAUGGCAGGAUCCGGUCGUGGAGGGUGUCCCCGAAGGACGCCACCGUGCACAAGAGGAUCGGAACUCUUCCCAGGCUCAAGGACGUCCUCCGGAGCUCUCUCAACCCGUCCAACUACGUCGAGAUCCGCCGCAACCGCAGUGCGCUCUGGAUUCGCCACUCCGACGCCAUCUCGUGCCUCAGCCUAAACGAGGAACAGGGGUUGCUUUACUCCGGAUCCUGGGACAAGACCUUCAAGGCGUGGCGGAUCUCCGACUCCAAAUGCCUGGAGUCCGUCGUUGCCCACGACGACGCCGUUAACUCCGUAGUGGCCGCCUUCGACGGGCUCGUCUUCACCGGGUCCGCCGACGGCACCGUCAAGAUGUGGCGAAGGGAGAAGCAGGGGAAGGGCAUCAAGCACACGCUAGUGCAGACUCUCCUCAAGCAGGAGUUCGCCGUUAAUUCGCUGGUAGUCAGUCCCACGGCGCCCAUCGUCUACUGCGGCUCUUCAGAUGGACUCGUCAAUUUCUGGGAGGGGGAGCACCACCCGACCCACGGUGGGGUACUCCGAGGCCACAAGAUGGCAGUGCUGUGCCUUUCCGCGGCCGGGAGCCUCCUGCUGAGCGGCUCCGCGGACAAGACCAUCUGCGUGUGGAGGCGCGAGGGCGCGGCACACACCUGCCUGUCUGUGCUCAGCGGACACUCCAGCCCCGUCAAGUGCCUCGCGAUGGAGACGGAAGCCGGCAGCGAGGAGAACGGUGGCAGCUACGCCGCCGCGAGGUGGAUCGUGUACAGCGGCAGCCUCGACAAGUCGGUGAAAGUGUGGCGGGUGUCGGAGCAGGCGCCGCUGGAAUUGGAGCAGUCGGGGGCAUACGGGGGGAGCAACAGCGGCGGAAGCAGCGGUGGCACCGGACAAGCCUAUGGUGGGUCGGUGGGCCAAGAAUUCGAGAUGCCGGUCGAGCAACUACGAGCCGCCGCAUGAGAUCUACAUGCGAUGGCGCUUAUGACUGCUGCAAAGCGGGAGCCCUCUUCCUGUGAUUCGAGGCUGAUCGUUGUGUGUGUUCCGGACUUGAGAAUUCGUGCUGCCUUGUUGUUUUCAUGUAUACGACUGAGUUGAGGGGCGAUCGGGAUGUUUGGUGUACGCGGAACAAUACGAGUUGGAUGAUUAAUUAA
Musa acuminata subsp. malaccensis (wild Malaysian banana) is the source of this 1933-nucleotide messenger RNA. Lineage: Eukaryota; Viridiplantae; Streptophyta; Magnoliopsida; Zingiberales; Musaceae. The record is from RefSeq and is a predicted model, not a curated record.